AUGACAUCGAAACGGAAGAGAACUGGGGCUCAUCCGCCACCUCCGAUACCUGAGACGCCUGAUGCGCCCAGGAGAAGCAGUCGUAGAAUAAAGGAUGCUGCUGAACGGCCCAAGUCAGACACAGAUCCGAUGAAAGCUGCCAGCCCAAAGAAAGCAAAGGCUGUCUGGGACACAGGCGAAGGUGUCGAAGAAGCCAUGCGCGAGCUGAGCGAGAUGGAACAAAAGUUGCAGACUGCCGUCAGAAAACAGCGUCUUGCAGUUGAGUCCUCAGAUCUUCAUGUCAAAUUGGAAGCCGUCGACGAACCUGAUAUCCGACCGAAGAUGUACUCGCCGAGUCAGGAUACUGUUGUCUCCCGGGGAAACUUGGAAGGAAAGUCAAAAGUUGCCAACUCUGUACCACUGGAUGAGUACGACGCCAAACUCGCUGCUGGCGAUGUCGCUGAUGCCAAAGGUGAAGACGAUGGCAUGGAUCGAGGUGCCAACAGGCCUCCCCCUGUGAACAGUGAAACUCUUCCUCUACCAUGGAAAGGAAGGUUAGGAUAUGCUUGCUUAAAUACAUACCUGCGCAAUGCGACUCCUGCUGUCUUUUCUUCGAGAACCUGUCGCAUGGCCUCUAUCGUUGAACACCGACACCCUUUAGCAAACCCUGAUGAACCAGAACACCCUACCAAGAACCGACCGGACAAGAACAAACCCGCAGACCACGAACGAGGACUCAAAUAUGUACAAGAUUUGGGCUUGGCAAAUGCAAGAGAUAUUGUCAAAAUGAUACGAUGGAAUGUCAAGUAUGGCAUCAAGUUCAUGAGACUGAGUAGUGAGAUGUUUCCGUUUGCAAGUCAUCCAGAACAUGGUUACAAGCUAGCGCCCUUUGCGUCAGAGGUGCUGGCGGAAGCUGGUAAAGUAGCUGGAGAGCUGAAUCAUCGUGUAACAACACAUCCUGGACAAUUCACACAGAUUGGUUCUCCCCGCAAAGAAGUUGUCACCGCUGCCAUUCGCGAUCUGGAGUACCACGAUGAAAUGCUUACUCUACUCAAACUUCCCGAGCAGCUUGAUCGCGAUGCUGUCAUGAUCCUGCACAUGGGUGGUGUUUAUGGCGACAAGCAAGCAACCGUUGACCGAUUCAAAGAGAACUACGCCAAACUUUCAGACAGUGUCAAGCGGCGAUUGGUUUUGGAGAAUGACGAUGUCGCAUGGAGUGUGCACGAUCUGUUGCCUGUCUGCGAAGAACUCAACAUUCCUCUGGUGCUCGACUACCACCAUCACAACAUCAUCUUCGACCCAUCGAUAAGAGAGGGUUCUCAAGACAUUAUAGGUCUUUACGAUCGCAUCAAAGCUACCUGGACCAAGAAGGGAAUUACUCAGAAAAUGCACUACAGCGAGCAGACAUCCAGUGCAGUCACACCAAGAGAUCGCCGCAAGCAUUCCGCCAGAGUCAAAACUCUCCCACCAUGCGCCCCCGACAUGGAUCUAAUGAUAGAAGCCAAGGAUAAAGAGCAAGCUGUUUUUGAACUGAUGCGGACUUUUAAACUGCCAGGUUGGGAUACGUUUAACAACAUUGUACCAUAUGAACGACCAGAUGAAUCACGAAAAGCCGUCAAAAAGAAGGCAAAGAAGGGCAAGAAAGCAAAUGGCGUCAACGGAGAAGUGGAGGACGACAUUGAAGUGCCUGAAAAGAUUGUUAGCGCUGAAGAUUUCGGCAUGGGAGGUCCUCAAGCAAGAGUGUAUUGGCCCGAGGGUAUGGAAGAAUGGCUGCGACCGAAGAAGCGAGAGAUUAAGAAGGAGAAGGAGGGAAAGAAUGGGUCUUUGCCAGAUGCUACAUUCUCCGAAGCCAUUAAAAUUGUUGAUCUUCGUGACCGCAAUGCUGGUCGCGGUAUAAGUAGGUCUCAUGCAUGCACGCAGAGCCAAGCUAACAACACAGUCGCUCUCGAAGAUAUUCCUGCGGAAACAACUCUGUUUACCAUCCCGAGAAGAGGAAUCAUCAAUGUUGAAACCUCGGAGCUCCCAAAAAAGAUUCCGGAUGCUUUUGAUCUCGACAAGCCUGAUGACGAUGACGCACCGGGACUAGAUUCGUGGAGUUCGCUUAUCCUCAUCAUGAUUUACGAGUAUCUUGAAGGCGAAAACUCCAAGUGGAAGCCUUAUUUCGAUGUUCUUCCUUCGUCAUUUGAUACGCCCAUGUUUUGGUCCGACAAUGAGCUUGACCAGCUUCAGGCCAGUCAUAUGCGACACAAGAUCGGCAAGGCUGAUGCUGAAAAUAUGUUCCAAAAGACGUUGCUCCCCAUUAUUCGAAGGAACUCUGAGAUUUUCAACGCCGGAAACAAGACUGAUUCAGAGCUUAUCGAGAUUGCCCACCGUAUGGGCAGCACCAUCAUGUCAUAUGCUUUCGAUCUUGAGAAUGACGAGGAGGAGGAGGAAGAGGAGGCUGAUGGUUGGGUUGAGGAUCGAGAUGGAAAGUCGAUGAUGGGAAUGGUACCAAUGGCGGAUAUUCUGAAUGCCGACGCCGAGUUCAACGCUCACGUCAACCACGAAGAAGAGAGUCUCACCGUGACCAGCUUGAGGCCCAUCAAGGCGGGCGAAGAGAUUCUCAACUACUAUGGCCCUCACCCAAACUCGGAGCUCCUUAGAAGAUACGGAUACGUUACCGAGAAGCAUUCCCGUUAUGAUGUUGUCGAGAUUCCCUGGAACAUUGUUGAGUCAGCUCUGACCGCCAACUUUGGUAUCCCUAGUCAAGUCCUGGAGCAGAUUCGUGGCGCUCUUGAAGAGGACGAAGAAUUUGAAGACACAUUCGUUUUGGAGCGAGAAACAGGCGAGGUAAACUCGGACGGCACCUUUGCGGAGUCUGCUCGAUUCGAAAGCAUGCCCGAAGAUCUCCAAGAACAACUCAAGACAUUCCUCAAAGGUAUCAAGAAAGCACAGCCCGAUGCUAUCCCCGACAAGCGCAAGAGAGACGAGAUCCACCAAGCUGUACUGGCCAAGACAUUGGAGGCUCUUGUAGCAAGAUACCCGACAAGCAUUUCCGAAGACGAAGCUCUACUCAAACAAGACCUCAGCCAACGAACUCGCAUGGCUAUUGCCGUGAGACUCGGAGAAAAGAAGCUACUUCAAGAAGCCAUUACUGCAUCUUCUGGAGACGUCGAGAUGACAAUGGACGACGAAUCCGGACCAGCCAAGCGUGCAAAGCGUUGA
Molecule: messenger RNA, 3183 nt
Organism: Fusarium subglutinans
Lineage: Eukaryota; Fungi; Ascomycota; Sordariomycetes; Hypocreales; Nectriaceae
Product: UV-damage endonuclease
Exons: 5
Coding region: 1-3183 (1060 amino acids)
Biological process (GO): mitochondrial DNA repair; response to UV; nucleotide-excision repair
Cellular component (GO): mitochondrion; nucleus
Molecular function (GO): endonuclease activity; protein binding
Source: RefSeq, a predicted model, not a curated record